Messenger RNA from Cuscuta campestris, 770 nucleotides. The record is from the annotation of a GenBank genome assembly. Lineage: Eukaryota; Viridiplantae; Streptophyta; Magnoliopsida; Solanales; Convolvulaceae.
GUAAGGUCGUGCCCAAUGAAGCAAAGCUUAGCAUUAUAUUUUGGUUUAAACACAAAUAAAAUUCCGGUGUGGGAAAACCGAAGAGAGCUUUCUGGUUUUUGCCCUUCCCACUGGAGAAUAAUACCAAGCUUGAAAGAAACCCACUCUUCUUCUUCUACGCACUCAAUGGACCUGAAAAGAUUGGAAUCAAAGACAUCACUCUCCACUGGGUUCUUUGAAUCACAGAAACAAACCAUGUAUGCACUGUGAUGAAGAGCAAUUUGUUUGGAAUGAGGACCUCAUGCUCUCUAGGCUGUUCCUCAACAUUAUUAUGGACCAUUGAAGCUGUGGGGCAUUAGUUUUCCUUCAUUUGUCUCUUUAAUCUAGCUCUUCAUUUAUGUUUGAAUAUCUUUCUGAUAGUUCUAUGGCUUUUUUAAUUAUGUCAUGCCUGGGAAUGAAAAUAAGUAUCUCCCAUUACAAUGGGAAGUCAAGACACUUAGGUGUGAGACACAGCAUGGUUCGAGAGCUCAUCAUGCGUGGUGUGAUAUCCGUGGAGUUUGUAAGGACUCAACAAAAUUUGGCUGAUCAUUUAACCAAAGGGUUAAGUAGAAACCUUGUGCAAAGAUCGGCUAUAGGGGUUGGAUCGAAGUCUAUCUAAAUUUCUCAUGGUGCAAGAAUAAAGAGGACUACCUAUAUGAGCAUGAAGUUUAGCCGCUUCAAGAAGUAGAGACUUCGCUUCGAUAUGCUUAUGAAGGAUUAGGACACAAGGCUAGUAAAUAAUAGUGUCAAGU